CUAUUGCUUUGAUACAAAGUAUAACUUUUAGUUAUGUAUCAUUAUGUAUAUUUGUGAUAAGAAUGCAUAAAAAAGAAUCAAAUAUUUUGAGAAUUAGAACUUAAAAAAUAUUUAAAGCUUGAUUUAAUUAAAUUAUAUUGAAUUUUUUGGGCUUAACUAAACUCAAUCUUGGUAACUAUGAUUUUUUGUGAGAAUUGAGGUGGGUUGCUGAGGGGAUACUUUAAGAUAUUAAUUUAAAUCUGCCAUGUACCAUGAGUUUACUCCAAGUCAUUUCUCUGUAUUGUUAAAUGCUGCAACUCAGAACCCAACCUGGAGAAUCUUUAAUUACUUUUGACCAGUCAUUCUUGCUCUGCUAUUGAAAGCCACCCAUUUAUGUAUUCUUGUGGAGAAAAUAGUACUCCUUAUUUGAUGUUGUUUUAUUUCUUGAACUUAUGAUAUUGUUAUUUUUGAGUGGAGAAAAGGCCAAUACAUCCCCCUACAGUUGCUUCUAAGUUAAUAGAACAGGAAUACUUGUAGCCAGAGUCAUCUGUCAUCAGAAAGAGUCCACCAAAACUUGGGACAGCUUACCAACAUGCAACGCUCUUCAAUGACCCCGCAACCCUAUGUGCUUCCUUGGCCUAAUUUAUUCUCUCUCCUCCCUUAUGGAAAAACCAUGUUUUUCAUUUUUCAUUUUUUUUUAAAAUUAAGUCUUCUGUGGUGGAAAUGUUGCCUACUAAAUCCCCUGCUCCACUACACGUGAUGCCAUGAGAGGGGUGACCAGAUUAGGAGAGACACUUUAUAACUUUUUUUUUCCCAUUCAUUAUUAUUUUUUCACUUAUACUAUACUCCUAAAUUUAAUCUAAAGUUGAAAAUUCAUAAAAAUAGCUUUCCCAUUACUGCAACUACCCUUGAUUCUUGUGCAUGUCAUCCCUUCCUAGUUGUUUUCUGGUCUAUUAUUAUUCUCUCUAUCUCUCUCAAAGGUUUCAACUUCUCGAUCUUAGCAGUCAGUUCAGCUUGCAAGCUCACCAUAAUUCACUACCUUCCAUGUCUACCUUUAUUUAUUCUCAUUAUCCUUUUCCCUAGAAUAAGAAAGAAAAACAAAAUAAGUUAGAAAAGGAUUGUAGUAGUACUUUUAUGUAUUAUUGCUGAGGAUUUUAGUAGUACUCUAGAUUUUAUUAUUUAUGAAAUUAAAGCAAUUGUAUUAAUAUUUUAGUAGUUGCAAGUAAAUGACGCAUCUUCUGACACCCACCACGCUUAUGCCCACUAAAAUCUUCUCACCUUUCCCAGUGAAUUAUUUUUUGGUAUUCAAUCUCUUUCUCUUCUCAACUCCCCCUCCACUGUGAUUAUUUGAGUAGCUCCUGGAUUCCUCCUUUAGCCUCUCUCUCUCUCUCCCUCUCCCUCUCCCUCUCCCUCUCCCUCUCCCUCUCUCUCAUUUGCAUAUAAUAUUUAAAUCUCAUUAACAAACUUAGCUACAAAAAAAAAAAAGGAAAGAUCUGAUAUAGGUGGGGUAUAUAGCUUCCCACAUUCUUUUACUAGCAUAUAUUGAUGGAAAAUGCUGUAUUUUGGUGGGUAAAUAUCGAGUUUUUGGCUGGUUUUAAGAUCUGAAUGUGAUGAUCCAUGGGGAAAAAAGGGAGUACUUCUUGGUUAACUGCUGUUAAAAGAGCUUUUAGAUCUCCAACUAAAGAGAAUCAUGACAAGGGUAGAAAUUGCAGAAGGAAAGAAGAACAUCAUGACCUUCCAUCAGAGGAUCAAGAUGAUGAAAAGAAGAAGGAGAAAAGGAGAUGGCUUUUCAAGAAGACCACAAAUCAGCAGGAAUCAUCACCUACUACAGCUGUACAACAGGGCCCUCGAGUAAAGGCUAGUAGUAUUGGUGGUCCUGUUGCUGCAGCCACAGGAAGCGAUGUGUCUGAGCAGAGGCAUGCAAUUGCAGUGGCAGUUGCCACGGCUGCUGCCGCAGAAGCUGCUGUUGCCACAGCGCAGGCUGCAAUGGAGGUGGCUAGACUUACCAGAUCAACACCCAACAAUAAUGCCAACCAUCCCAGAGAACAUUAUGCAGCUAUUCUAAUUCAAACUUCCUUUAGAGGAUAUUUGGCUAGAAGAGCGCUCAGAGCAUUAAAAGGGCUGGUAAAGUUGCAAGCUUUGGUAAGAGGACAUAAUGUGAGAAAACAAGCCAAGAUGACAUUGAAAUGCAUGCAAGCUCUGGUUAGAGUUCAAUCCCGGGUACUUGAUCAGAGAAUGAGAUUAUCACAUGAUGGUAGCAGAAAAUCGACUUUCAGUGACACUAAUAGUCUGGUUGAAUCCCGCUAUCUUCAAGACAUAGCAGAAAGAAGAUCAGUUUCACAUUCAAGAGAACAAAGCAGCAUAGCAGAGGAUUGGGAUGAAAGGCCACACACCAUUGAAGAAGUCAAAGCUAUGUUGCAGAGCAGAAAAAUUGCUGUUCUCAAGAGAGAAAAGAGCCUCUCUCAAGCAUUUUCACAGCAAAUGUGGAGAAGUGAUAGGAGUUCAGUAGGAGAAGAAGAAUUUGAGGAGAAACCCAGGUGGUUAGAUAGAUGGAUGGCAUCUAAACAAUGGGAUUCCACUAUUUCGGGUUCACCAGCCAUUAGAGCUAGAGCUUCAACUGAUCACAGAGACUCUGUCAAAACUGUUGAAAUUGACACUUCUGAGCCUUACUCUUACUUAGCUCCUAACUCCAGAAGAUCAGUAACAUCAACAUCAGCAAAUCACUACCAUGCUCAGUACCAUAACCAACGUCCAUCCUCACCGCUUCACAGUAGGGCUCACCACAUCCAAUCCCAAUCCCAAUCACAUCAUCAUUACAACCAACAUCAACAUCCACCACCCUCAACACCCUCUCCAUCACGUGCCCGGCCUAUCCAAGUCCGGUCCGCUAGCCCACGGUGUAUUAGAGAAGAUAGGAGCUACAAUAGUCAAGUAUCCCAAACACCAAGUUUAAGGUCUAAUUACUUCUACAAUGGUAACAUCCACCCAAAUAACAGAGCUCCUAGUGCCACAUCUAGCAGUGGUGGGUCCAUACCCAAUUACAUGGCUGCUACAGAGUCCGCCAAGGCUCGUCUCCGAUCCCAUAGCGCCCCGAGACAAAGACCCUCUACGCCAGAGCGAGAUAGAGCCGGGAUCGGGUCCGGAGCCGGGGCUAAGAAGAGGUUAUCGUAUCCCAACCCUGAUCCAUACAGUGGGGUGGGGGGAUAUGGGAGUUACAAUCUAAGGAGUCCAAGCUUCAAAAGUGUGAGUAAUGCUCAAUUAGGAAUGAUGGAACAACAAUCAAACUAUUCAUCUUGCUGUACUGAUAGUCUCGGGGGUGAGAUUUCCCCUUCCUCAACCAGUGAUCUUAGAAGGUGGUUGAGAUAACAAUUUUCAUUAAUUGUUGGUUUGCUAACUUUAUUAGACAGUGAAAGUCAGUGAGGAGCUGGGAAAGGUUUAAUAAAUUUAUUCUCAUCUGUGAUACCAAUGUUUUGAUUAUUGGUUGUUGGUUCAUUAAUUUUUCUGUUUGUAGUUGAAAUUGGGGUAUACCCUCUUUCAAUAUCCUAAUAGGGUUUGGGAUUUUUCUCAUUUAAUUGUGUAUUAUCCAUGUAAUCAUAUAAUUUGUGACUGUCUAAAUCUUAUUCUAAUUGAGCAAAAUAACAAAUGUUGCUUGUACUAGAAAUAACAGUGUAUUGCUUCUUUUAGUUGUUUUUUAGCAAAUACAAGUUUAUCUGCUCUG
Messenger RNA from Amaranthus tricolor (Joseph's coat), 3697 nucleotides. RefSeq names its product protein IQ-DOMAIN 17-like. The transcript has 5 exons. Bases 1597 to 3345 code for a protein of 582 amino acids. The record is from RefSeq and is a predicted model, not a curated record. Gene Ontology annotation, molecular function: protein binding. Lineage: Eukaryota; Viridiplantae; Streptophyta; Magnoliopsida; Caryophyllales; Amaranthaceae.